AUGAAAGUUCAUGAUAGAGAAUGGUCCCUGAAGGAUCCAAAUGAAGAUACUGAAUGGAAUGACAUACUGAGACAUUUUGGAAUUCUUCCCCCAAAAGAAAAACCGAAAGAUGAAAUUGAAACAGUUUUACACUUGCAGAAAGAAGCCGAAGGCAAGUAAAAUUAAAAAUACAUGCCACUAGUGUAACAAAAUUUGAAAAGCAGAGAUAUUAAAAUGCAUUUUAAAUGUUCCAAAGAUGCUUAUUUUUAUUAUUAUUUUUUAAUUAGGCAGCAACGCUUGCAAGAAUGGAAAUGUCUUCAGAGGAGGCAAAAGUAUGGGGAGCUAAGAGAAAUUUGUGGAGAGCAGUAUGUAAAGGAAGUUACAGAUGCUCCAGAGGAUGUCUGGGUUAUAAUUCAUCUUUAUCGGUCAAGCAUCCCAAUGUGUUUACUGGUUAACGAACAUCUCAGCCUGCUAGCCAGGAAGUUUCCAGAAGUCAAGUUUCUCAAAGCCGUCGUAAACAGCUGCAUUCCGAAUUACGAGGACAGAUGUUUACCCACAAUACUGGUAUACAAAACUGGUGGAAUAAAAGGCAGGUUCAUUGGAGCAGCUGAAUGUGGGGGAAUGUAUCUUAAAGUGGAAGAGCUUGAAUGGAAACUAGCAGAAGUCGGAGCAAUGGAAACCGACCUAGAAGAAAACCCCAAAAAGGACAUUACAAAUAUGAUGACACUGUCAGUGCGAAAUAUUUCUGCUCAUCAAGACACCGAUACAAAAAGCACUGAUGUCAUGAAACCACGUAUUACUUGA
This is a messenger RNA of Opisthocomus hoazin, 783 nucleotides long. NCBI's taxonomy places the organism in Eukaryota, Metazoa, Chordata, Aves, Opisthocomiformes, Opisthocomidae. The record is from RefSeq and is a predicted model, not a curated record.